AUGGAGAGCGAGAAGGAUCCGUCGUUUGCCUAUCCGGUCUUGGAUGGCGACGGGUUUGUCGUCAAUGGUGAACAUGUCCCACUUCCUCGACACUCGGAGAGCAAGCCAUUAGGUGGGCACAGUUCAAUAUCAAAGUCUAUCUCUAUAUCGAAGCUCAUGAAGUUCUCAGUCAUUGCAAUGCUAGCCAGCGCCUUUAUCUUUGUCCUCUUCCUCGGCAUCUAUCUUUCACCCCUGUUCUGCACGCACCGUGAAACACUCGACACCGACACUGAAUCCCUUUCUUCUCCCCAAGAAAAGAAGGGGACGCGAUCGCUUCGAAUAUUCAGAACUGGAACCCGAGCCACCGCCAGGAGAACAUACAACCCUCUCGUCUACGACGUGGACAGCUCAGGAGAAGUGGUUGAAUCAGUUCACCGUGUACCGAGCGGCGGGUCUUAUUACCUUUCGAGGAAGCGAAGCCUUUUCAAGCCCUUGUCUUCCCUCUCGAGCCAGCCAUCCGAGGCGCAAAUGCCAAUCGUAUUCUCCACAAACCGCUUCCCAUCUCCUCCACCUCCCGCGUAUACACCUGAGGACGGUUUUCGACUUCUUCUCACUCGCACUCCGACCGCAGACACGAUGGAAAUACCGUGUCGAUCCGAAAGCACGAGACGCCCCCUUCCGAUUCCUCCUAAAUUCAUAACCCUUUCAAGGAAGCCCACCGCCCGGUUGAAGAUCUCCAAACCCAUUCCCCACCCUGAAGGGCCGCUUCCGGGUCCUCGCUUAUCCAUCGAGAGCCUUCCCCCUGGACCGAGAACCACUUUCGUUCGACCCUGCGUCGCGCCACACUAUGUAACGGGUAGCAUCCUCCACCCUCCUGCCAUUUUUCUGCCGUCUCCGUCUCAAGCUGUUAUCUAUCACCACGAUCUUUUCUCUUCUCGAAACGGGUCAAAGAUCUGCCCAAAACACCGUGCUGAACUGUCGACGUCUUCCGCUGUUGGACUUGCCUUGUAG
Molecule: messenger RNA, 990 nt
Organism: Cyclocybe aegerita
Lineage: Eukaryota; Fungi; Basidiomycota; Agaricomycetes; Agaricales; Hemipholiotaceae
Source: the annotation of a GenBank genome assembly